This is a messenger RNA of Sorex araneus (European shrew), 1447 nucleotides long. It is a transcript of the gene MCAT, whose product is annotated as malonyl-CoA-acyl carrier protein transacylase. Gene Ontology annotation, molecular function: transferase activity. Bases 34 to 1218 code for a protein of 394 amino acids. The transcript is spliced from 4 exons. The record is from RefSeq and is a predicted model, not a curated record. NCBI's taxonomy places the organism in Eukaryota, Metazoa, Chordata, Mammalia, Eulipotyphla, Soricidae.
CCGGGCAAACGCGCCCCGGCCGGUGUCUGCGCUAUGAGCGUCCGUGCGGCGCGGGCGGCGCGGGCGGCGUGGACCCCGGGGACCCCGGGCUGGGCCCCGCGCGACCGCCGCGCCGCCUCAAACUCGCCGCCGCCGCCGCCCGACGUGGUGAACGUGGCGGAGCUCCUGCGCGAUGCGUCGGCGGCGGAGCCCCGGGAGGCGGCGGCGGCGCGGCGGCGGCCCGAGCACUGCUCGGUGCUGCUGUUCCCCGGCCAGGGCAGCCAGGUGGUGGGCAUGGGCCGCGCGCUGCUCCGCUACCCGCGCGCCCGCGCCCUCUACGCCGCCGCCCGGCGCGUGCUGGGCUACGACCUGCUGCAGCUGAGCCUGCACGGGCCGCGGGAGGCCCUGGACCGCACCGUGCACUGCCAGCCCGCCGUGUUCGUGGCGUCGCUGGCCGCCGUGGAGAAGCUCCAGCAGGAGCAGCCCGCGGUGAUUGAGGGCUGCGUGGCCGCCGCGGGCUUCAGCGUGGGAGAGUUUGCCGCGCUCGUGUUUGCCGGAGCCAUGGAUUUUGCCGAAGGGCUGCACGCGGUGAAGGUGCGCGCGGAGGCCAUGCAGGAGGCCUCGGAGGCCGUGCCCAGCGGGAUGCUGUCGGUCCUCGGCCAGCCGCAGUCCAAGUUCGCCCUCGCCUGCCAGGAAGCACGCGAGCACUGUGCGGCCUCAGGCCUGAAGGACCCUGUGUGCGAGGUGUCCAACUACCUCUUCCCCGACUGCAGGGUCAUCUCCGGCCACCUGGAGGCCCUGCGCUUCCUGCAGAAGAACUCGGCCCGGUUCCACUUCCGCCGCGCCAAGCUGCUGCCCGUGAGCGGCGCCUUCCACACGCGCCUCAUGGAGCCGGCGCAGGAGCCGCUGGCACAGGCGCUGCGCGCCAUCAGCGUCCGCAAGCCCCUGGUGGCCGUGCACGCCAACGUCAGCGGGCACCGCUACGCCGACCCCAAGCACAUCCCCAGGCUGCUGGUGCAGCAGGUGGUGGCCCCGGUGAAGUGGGAGCAGACGAUGCACGUCAUCUACGAGAGGAAGAAGGGCACCCCCUUCCCCAGGACCUUCGAGGUGGGCCCCGGCAGGCAGCUGGGCAGCAUCCUCAAGAGCUGCAACAUGCAGGCCUGGAAGUCCUACAGCAACGUGGACGUGGUGGCGCCCGACGAGGAGGACGUGGACCAGGGCCCGGCCACGGCCCCGUGAGACGCCGUUGCUGGCAGGGCUCCGCCCACCACUCUGGACUACCACCCGUGGGGCCACUUGUGCCGGAGCCCCGCCCACUGCUUCAGGCCACACCCAUCUGCUCAGGCCCCGCCCACAGCGCUGGAGCUCCGCCCGCGGACCCGCCCACCUCCCCCCCUCACGGUGGGGCUUGCGGCCCAGAGCUGUGAGCACGAACUCGGGACAAAGCAUUAAAGGUGGAUUUUCUCUA